This is a messenger RNA of Porites lobata, 670 nucleotides long. Lineage: Eukaryota; Metazoa; Cnidaria; Anthozoa; Scleractinia; Poritidae. The record is from the annotation of a GenBank genome assembly.
AUGGGGAAGGACAAAGCGGACAAGAAUCCGAGCAAAAGGCUGAGAGAAAAUGGCUCGCAAACGGAUGAAGAUGAUGAACAUGUGGGCGUCGGUGGAGUAAUGUCAGCACGCCUUGAGGAAAUGAACACUAAACUAGAUCAAGUUUUAACAGCGUGUGGUGAAAUUGCACUACUAAAAGAUGAAAUACGCAAGCUGAGAGAUGAAGUAAAGAAUUUAAAACAAUCUUUGCAAUCUGCCGAGGAAGAAAUUGAAAGUCUACAAGAUAGUCAGAAAGAAACUUCUGCACAAGUAAAAGAAAACAAUGAAGACAUUGACUUCUUGUUCGAGGACAUUGGAGCGCUAAGACGCAGAAACAUCAAGUUGGAAGCCUAUACAAGACGUGAGAAUGUAAGAAUUUUCAAUGUCGGGGAAGAAGAGGAUGAAAAUACUGAGGAGCUGGUAAGAAGUGUCUUCGUCGCUAAUUUGAAAAUUCCGGCGGAUAAAAUCAACGAUAUCCGCUUUGAAGCGAGUUCACCGAAUCUCCACCAAUAAUUCUAGUCUAAGAGCUCCGUCCUAUCCCAAACCAAUUAUUGCUCGUUUCAGUCAUUAUCAGGACAAAGAAUAUGUUCGCUCCUUCUAUAAGAACUUAAAAGGAACCAACAUCGGUUUCUCAGAUGAUUUCCCGAAAGAA